AUGGGAAACAGUAUCAGUUUGCAAUCGAGCGUCGCUCCAGCCAUUCUCCUAUUUUUUCUUGUCUUUGAUUUCUUUGAGCAUCGAACAUCGCUGCGGAAUCGAGCUAGGUACAGAGCAUUCCCAAUCCCUGAGCCGUCAGCACGAAAGUAUCAUCUGUCGGACGUCAGCGUGAUCAUACCCACAAUCGACCACGAGGAAACAUUCGCCGACUGCAUCUGCAGCAUCCUACUCAACAAGGUGCGGGAGAUCAUCGUCGUAACGACCGAAGCAGAGGCAGCCAGCGUUGAAAGAUUUCUUCUGCACAAUGACUGCAUACGAUCCCUGCAAGGAGCGACCGAAGUUCAGGUCCUAACGGUGCCGGCAGCGCAGAAGCGUGAUCAACUGGUGCGAGGAGUGAACGCCAGCAGAGGCAGCAUCGUGGCCUUUGUCGACGACGAUGCCUAUUGGCCUCACGACAAUGUUCUGAUUCAUCUGCUUGCUCCUUUCCAAGAUGACGACGUGGGUCUUUCGGGCGGCGCCGUAUUCUCGUACAUUCCAGAGGGUCGACGGAAUCCCGACGUGAUCAGUGCUUGGGAGGUUGCCGCCAUUCGACUCAGGGGCCAGCGUCAUGAUAGCAUGCAGAGCGCGUACGCUGCGGACCGAGGGAUCAACUUCUGUGUUUCUGGUGUCACCAUGUUAUUCCGUGGUGAGAUCGUGCGGGACCGUGGAUUCCAACAAGCAUUCACCAACGACUAUUGGAUGGGUGUACGCCAGAACACUGGUGAUGAUGGCUUUCUUACUCGGUGGGUCUUGUUCCACCAUCUGCUACGCCCGCCUCAACAUCAGAGAGAAGGUGCGAAAGCAGUGCCUCAACAAUGGACAUUGGGAAUCCAAUUGACGCCAGAGGCGGAAGUUGGCACAACCCUGAUGCGGGACUCGCGCUUUGCCGGGCAGGUGAAGAGAUGGUACAGAAGUGGACUCCGGCAUCGUUUGCUCUGCCUGUUGUACGAACCGGGAUACCGACCCAUGCGGCAGACGUGUCCAUUCAUGGCUCGGAAGAUGGUCGAGGGGAUGCUAAACCCUGUUUUAGUAUGGCUGCGACUGUGGGCCAUAUACAAGACCAUCCGGAUUGUUCCACAACUGGCUAUGCUCCUGCUGGGCUGGAAGACGUACAAUUAUGUAUGUGGUCUGCUUGCCUUUGUCAAAGAAUACCCUUUCGCGAGAAGACAUCUGUGGGCCGCGAUCCUCGUAGACAGACUCUAUCUCAUCUCUGACUGGUACUGCUGGGCUACCCUAGGCAAAGAAGCGUGGUUGACAAGGGCCAACGUGGACGGGGCUAUCCCCGAGAACCUCGAGGCCGGAGGGACGGUUGACAAAGAAGACUAA
Messenger RNA from Exophiala spinifera, 1365 nucleotides. RefSeq lists its product as uncharacterized. The transcript has 4 exons. Lineage: Eukaryota; Fungi; Ascomycota; Eurotiomycetes; Chaetothyriales; Herpotrichiellaceae. The record is from RefSeq and is a predicted model, not a curated record. Bases 1 to 1365 code for a protein of 454 amino acids.